CCGCUCCCCGCCUCUUCCCGGGAUUUCCCCGUUUGCUCCACAUUUGUGCCCGUCAGCCUCACUAGGGCUGGGCUGAGGGGCGGCCGGGGCAGCACCUCCUCCCUCACACCACACGGAGGCAGCGACAAGCACCCCGCUAUCGCCGCGGCUCCCCGGGCGUGCGAGGGGCCGGCCGGGCUGCGGCCCCUCCCUGCCCGCGGCCGGGAAGCGAAAGCGAAAGCGGCCCCGGGAGGGCUCUGGAGGCGUCCGAGGAACCGCCGGGAGCUCGGGUGGCGCCCCCAGCCCGUCCCCGGCACUGCCCAUCGGCAGGAAACUGUACAGAAGUCUGAAUUUUGGCUGCUCGAUCCAAACCAGAAAGGGAUUGCGGGACCCUCUGUUUCAAGCCUCUGAGUGAAGCAGGUUCGGCGGUGUGGGGUCAGAACCAAGGUGUCCAUGGAUUUUAUGAGCCCCCCAUUAUCUCUAGAAGACAAUGGGUUUACUAUGGUACCCACUGAUCCACCUGGGACAUCCAAGGAAGAGCUGGAAAAACUUAAGGAAGAGCUGAAGAUGUGGAAGGAAAGAGUGGAAGAGGCUGAGAAUGCCAAAGAUGCCCUUCUUGUCUCCAAAUCAAGUGCUGAUGCAGAGUGUGAGAGGGCAGAGAAGAGGCUGACAGAGCUGGAGGAGCAAGAGAAACAGCACAAGGCCAGAAUUGCCAGCUUUGAGCAGGAACUCCUUCUGCUAAACCAAGAAAAAACUGAGCUGAAGAAAGAGAUUGAAAAGCUCAAAGAAGACCUGGAAGAAUACAAUUCCCAGGAUAAUCUGGUAAAGGAGAUUCAAAAGAAGGUGGCAGAAAUGAAACUGAAGUUCAGUCACCUGGAAGAGAUGAAGGAUGAUGGGGCAGAUGCGAAUAUGGACACACACUGUGUUUUUGGGACAGCCACAAAAAUCCCCUUCAGGCUCAACCAGAACCAGGCCCUGCUGACCUUUGAAGAUGAAGAAGUUGCCCAGAGACUGACAAAGAUGAGCAAGCACUGUGUGAAACUGGACAACAGAACAGCAAAUGUGACUGUGAAGCCUUUUGAACUUGACAUGGGGUUCCAGUUUGAGCUCUGUGUCACUGUCUCUGGAAAGAAGAUCAACGUUUCAGCAAUCCCUGAGCUUUCCAUUGCUGAAGACUGGAUGAGAGACAAACUUGAGCUGCAUUUCUACAAGACUGAGCAGGCAGCAGGAGGAGGAGAAAUACAAAAUGUGACCUACAGCAAGGGGUCUGGGACAGCUGUCAUCACAUUCCUCAAACCUGGAGCAAGCAACAAGUUUGUGGGAUGCACUGAAUACCCUUUCUGUGCAGAGGGAAGGUCCUUCAACCUUUCUGUCUCCCCAGAUUUUAAUUUCCACUUGAGCAAGUUUCAGCCAUACUGCAGGGUUUCCAAGAAGACCAUCCUGCUGAAAGGAAUCCCAGAGCUGGAAGAGGAUGAGGAAACCGUGCAGGACAUGAUUGAAAUUCACUUCCAAAAGCCCAGCAACGGUGGGGGGGAGAUAGAGAACAUCAAAUACACCUCCAGAGGAGCAGCCUAUGUUUGUUUUGAGGAGGAUACUGGGAAUGCCACCUCGGAAACCACAGGGGACUCAGGAAGGUCUGAGGGUUUGUUCCUCAGAGGCACAGGAAAUUCUGUAGGUAUUGUGUUUUAAUGUGAGGAAUUCCUGCCUUUCUGUUUUGUCUCGUGGCACUGACUUCAUACAGAAGUCAGCAAAACUCCCUGCCUGUGUUCCAGAUUAAAGGCACAGACCAAGCUUCAGCAGCCACUGAAGCACAAUCUCAGAUUUUCUGCAGCUUUACAGAUUUUAUACCUUGCAGAUUUUAAAAUAUUCCAGAGUGGGAUGAGUGGAUUGUCUCUUACAUUCUGGAUACAAAAGCCAUAUUUAAUCCCAAUGCAAGCCUCCUCACAGUCCUGCCUUGUUGAGGUGCCACAGCUUCAGAAGGUGGCUCUGACACAACUUCAGUCCUGCUGAGGUUGCUGAGUGCCACCAGAACUCAGAUACCUGAAAUUUCAUAAAAGCUAUCUUAUCAAAUCAGUGAUGGAAUUAAAAUAGAAAAUGAGAGGUGCAAACCCAAGAGACUGCAUUUAAGAAAUGCCCGGGCAUUUGCUGCCUGUAGCUGUUGAGCUUCUCUGCCUGUUCAUAGCCUGUUUUGUUGUUUGAUUUUAAUACUUGUUUCUGCAAUUAAAUUCUUCCUCAUUUUUGUUCA
This is a messenger RNA of Prinia subflava (tawny-flanked prinia), 2224 nucleotides long. It is a transcript of the gene NMI, whose product is annotated as N-myc and STAT interactor. Gene Ontology annotation, cellular component: cytoplasm. NCBI's taxonomy places the organism in Eukaryota, Metazoa, Chordata, Aves, Passeriformes, Cisticolidae. The coding region runs from base 433 to 1668 and encodes 411 amino acids. The record is from RefSeq and is a predicted model, not a curated record. The transcript is spliced from 11 exons.